CAACCCUGAUUGUGUUUUCUGCUAGGUCGAUGACAACAUUGAUUUUCAGUCUGGUCGCGGUCCAUUGUCUAAAUAGAAAAUUUUGCAAAUCUAUUAAGCUUGAGCAAUAAAUUUGAGGAAUUAUGUCGCAAGAAGUUGAGGAAACACUGAAACGCAUCCAGUCACAUAAGGGUGUAGUCGGCACCAUUGUUGUCAACAAUGAAGGUAUUCCAGUCAAGUCGACACUGGACAACACGACAACAGUGCAGUAUGCUGGUCUUAUGAGUCAACUAUCUGACAAAGCACGCAGUGUUGUGCGUGAUUUAGACCCUUCCAAUGACCUUACUUUCCUGCGUGUACGUUCCAAAAAGCAUGAGAUUAUGGUUGCACCCGAUAAAGAUUUUAUUCUGAUAGUUAUUCAAAAUCCAACUGACUAAACGGUGCAAUUGAAAUACUUAUAUUCUUAGCUACUCGUGUAUUUAUUGUAUUACCUUGCGUGAAAGCGAUAGAGCUUUGAUUUUGAAUUUGCAUCAAUCGGAAAUGGAAACAAAAUUACAUACAUCUUUUAAGAUCUGCUUACAUUUUAUGUGAUUUAAUGUUAGUAUUAAUUUUUAUACAAACUUAAUACAGCACAAUGCAAAAUGCUUUUGAAA
Rhagoletis pomonella (apple maggot) is the source of this 632-nucleotide messenger RNA. RefSeq names its product dynein light chain roadblock-type 2 (gene robl). NCBI's taxonomy places the organism in Eukaryota, Metazoa, Arthropoda, Insecta, Diptera, Tephritidae. The record is from RefSeq and is a predicted model, not a curated record. Gene Ontology annotation, cellular component: cytoplasm; centrosome; cytoplasmic dynein complex. Gene Ontology annotation, molecular function: dynein intermediate chain binding. Gene Ontology annotation, biological process: microtubule-based movement. The coding region runs from base 123 to 416 and encodes 97 amino acids. The transcript has 3 exons.